AUGACACCUCUCACCUCGCCACCACAUUUUCUUCAAGCACCUAGACACCACUACAACAGGCACCACGACACCACAACACCCGGCACCCCACACCACUACAACAGGCACCCCACACCACUACAACAGGCACCGCGACACCACUACAACAGGCACCCCACACCACUACAACAGGCACCACGACACCACAACACCCGGCACCCCGCACCACUACAACAGGCACCACGACACCACUACAACAGGCACCACGACACCACAACAACCGGCACCCCACACCACUACAACAGGCACCCCACACCACUACAACAGGCACCGCGACACCACUACAACAGGCACCACGACACCACUACAACAGGCACCACGACACCACAACACCCGGCACCCCUUACCACUACAACAGGCACCACGACACCACUACAACAGGCACCACGACACCACAACACCCGGCACCCCACACCACUACAACAGGCACCACGACACCACUACAACAGGCACCCCACACCACUACAACAGGCACCCCACACAACUACAACAGGCACCACGACACCACAACACCCGGCAGCCCACACCACUACAACAGGCACCCCACACAACUACAACAGGCACCACGACACCACAACACCCGGCACCCCACACCACUACAACAGGCACCACGACACCACUACAACAGGCAGCCCACACCACUACAACAGGCACCACGACACCACAACACCCGGCACCCCACACCACUACAACAGGCACCCCACACCACUACAACAGGCACCACGACACCACAACACCCGGCACCCCACACCACUACAACAGGCACCCCACACAACUACAACAGGCACCACGACACCACAACACCCGGCACCCCACACCACUACAACAGGCACCACGACACCACUACAACAGGCAGCCCACACCACUACAACAGGCACCACGACACCACAACACCCGGCACCCCACACCACUACAACAGGCACCCCACACCACUACAACAGGCACCCCACACCACAACACCCGGCACCCCACACCACUACAACAGGCACCCCACACAACUACAACAGGCGCCACGACACCACAACACCCGGCACCCCACACCACUACAACAGGCACCACGACACCACUACAACAGGCACCCCACACCACUACAACAGGCACCACGACACCACUACAACAGGCACCCCACACCACUACAACAGGCACCACGACACCACAACACCCGGCAGCCCACACCACUACAACAGGCACCCCACACCACUACAACAGGCACCACGACACCAAAACACCCGGCACCCCACACCACUACAACAGGCACCACGACACCACUACAACAGGCACCACGACACCACUACAACAGGCACCACGACACCACUACAACAGGCACCACGACACCACAACACCCGGCACCCCACACCACUACAACAGGCACCCCACACCACUACAACAGGCACCACGACACCAAAACACCCGGCACCCCACACCACUACAACAGGCACCACGACACCACAACACCCGGCACCCCACACCACUACAACAGGCAUCCCACUACACUACAACAGGCACCACGACACAACAACACCCGGCACCCCACACCACUACAACAGGCACCACGACACCACAACACUCGGCACCCCACACCACUACAACAGGCACCCCACACAACUACAACAGGCACCACGACACCACAACACCCGGCAGCCCACACCACUACAACAGGCAGCCCACACCACUACAACAGGCACCCCACACCACUACAACAGGCACCACGACACCACAACACCCGGCAGCCCACACCACUACAACAGGCACCACGACACACUAACACCCGGCACCCCACACCACUACAACAGGCACCACGACACCUCUCACCUGGCAACCACGACACCUCGCCACCAUGACACCUCGCCACCAUGA
This is a messenger RNA of Haliotis rufescens (red abalone), 1896 nucleotides long. RefSeq names its product mucin-2-like. Bases 1 to 1896 code for a protein of 631 amino acids. The record is from RefSeq and is a predicted model, not a curated record. The transcript is spliced from 2 exons. NCBI's taxonomy places the organism in Eukaryota, Metazoa, Mollusca, Gastropoda, Lepetellida, Haliotidae.